This is a messenger RNA of Colletotrichum destructivum, 733 nucleotides long. RefSeq lists its product as uncharacterized. The record is from RefSeq and is a predicted model, not a curated record. The coding region runs from base 254 to 595 and encodes 113 amino acids. The transcript has a single exon. NCBI's taxonomy places the organism in Eukaryota, Fungi, Ascomycota, Sordariomycetes, Glomerellales, Glomerellaceae.
CCAACCUCACUCUCAGACUCCCAGCCCUCGUAGUUCCGGGGCCGGUGGAGCAGAUCAGCUUGAAGAAACAUCGGAUCCGAACGGGGGCACGGAAAUGUGCGGGGCUAUUCUGCGGUCAGCUGAACCAACCCUCUAAUUCGCCACGUUGAGUUGAGUCUAGCUUCCCAAACUUCUUCUUCCCUCUUCCGCUGGCUCACAACGAACUGUUGCCAUUGCCACCCGGUCGCGGACACCCAUAAAUAGGUGCGCGUGCAUGCAUUUCGCUCUUCACCAGCCAUAUCUUUCAGCCACUACUCAUUCAUCCUCCACGUUCGCCCUCUCCAUUACUUUCGAUACUCACCUCUAUCACAUCGUCAACAUGGGCCUACCUAUUAAGCUGGGCGUUCCCCAUGUGCCCAAAGAGGACUCCACUCAAGGACAACCCACUCAAACAAACGACCAUCAGAACCAACAACAAACGGAGGCAGCCACCGGUGCCGGUGUGAACACGGGAGCCGGCACGACCCGCUCCAAGACGGAAGCCGAGAUUGAGGCUGACCGGCUCUACGAGGAAGCAAUAGAAGAGGAGUAUGCCAGGAGAGACGGUGGCUCCUGAGUACCAUUCGACUUCAACCAAGAGAGGCGUUUGUGUAUAGGGGCGUCUUUACCACUUUCCCACUUCCCAGUAUUUAAAACCAAAAUUGGUUAAAAACUUGAGAACCCCCUUCCCCCCUCCUGCGUAUAACAAGAACCC